GUCAAAAAGUCAAAAAGUAAAAUUACAAGUAAUCGUUUUUCGGGGAAUUUUCUUCUUAGCGUUGUCUCCGGCACCAGCAACCCUUAACACCGCCAUUUCCGUCAGAAGCGAAAAAAGAGAGAAAAGCUAGAAAAUUUGAAGAACUAGUACUACUCUUUCUACUUUUUCCUCUUUGAUUCUCUAUCUUCUGCAAAAUUCAACAACUAUUACUCUCUUUUUUUUUUUCCCACAGAAUUAUUUUCUGCAUUCCCCAAUUUUGUUCCUAAAAACAAUAUUAGGUUUAAGUUUUUGUUGCUCAAUGUUGAGGUCGUGGUGAUCGUGGUUCCAUUUCCGAGGUCAACUAGGGAUACAUUGUCCAUGAAAACCGUUCCGACAACUCCAAUCGCCAGGAACCGGAGGUCCGAGCGUCUCGAGAAGAAGACGCCGCCGCCGUCUUCAGCUGCUCCGGCGCCAACGAGAGGGAGUUCCGAUCUGAAGAAGGUCGAGAAGUCUGCCUCGGUAGUGCCGACUCCUUUGAGGAGAUCUGGGAGGCUUUCCUCUUCUGGUUCUCCUUCCAAAGGCUCCAAUUCGAAGAGCUUCGGGUCUUGUUCUACAGAGGAGAAACGGAAGUGUGUGAAGCGGUUGAGAGCUCAAGAAGAAGAAGAAGAAGAGUUGGAGGAAGGUAGUGAGAAAGAGGAACGUGCAGGAAGCGAUUCUAAGGUUAACAAGAAGAGAUUGCAUGCGCGUGUAUAUCGGGCUUCGUUAAAAUCUAAAGGAGAUUUUUGUGGGGAAUCAAAUAAGAUGGAUAAGUCAACUCAGGAAGGUGAUAAGGAUAGUGGUAACAAGAUGGAAAAUGAUAGUGUAGUGCCAUCUGGAGAUGACAAAGCAAAAGAGAUGAUAGCCGAGUCUAGGUUUAGUGAUCCUGUGGAAGACUUAUUAUUGGAAAAUAAUGUGGCUCCAUCUGGUGCUACAACUGAUGAGGCUAGGUUGGCAUCUGAAUCGAAUCAGUCUGGUUGCCGUGGAGAGGAGACAUCAGAGACAGUAGUGUCAAGGAAUACGAAGAGAUCCCAAUCUAGGUUGAGUGGGCCUCCAGAAGGACUAUCAGAAAAAAAUGCAUCUAGUGCAGCGCCUCAAAGUGCGCCUCAAAGUGAUCACUCUGAUUGCAAUGGGAACGAGACAUCACCGAUAAGGAAUUCUGUUUUCAAUGAAAGUUUGAUUCAGAAACGUGUUAGCCAUGAUAGGGGUGAAAAUUUGAUACCCUCAAAGAGAAAGGGGACCAUGGUGGACAUGCAUUCAGAUGUUUCUGCUACAUCGGUUGAUGAUGAAAACUGCAACUUGGCUGUGGCUGCUGACCCUUCAAAGCUGUGUGGUAGUACUGGAGGGACCAAUGGGCCAUGCUCUAAAAGGAUAAGGCGGAUCUCUUUAUCAGAUGUGCAAAGCGAUCAAAGGAAAUUGAUCAGUAACGUUGACCAGCUUUCUCCAGGAGUUGAUGGUGUAAGGCUAUCUUCUCGAGACAAGGAAGGCAAAUCUCAAGGUAAUGAUGCUGAAUAUAUAAGGAAACAACAGAGGUGCUUAAUACUUCUACUGAAGCCGGAGAUAGCAAAGCUUUGUGAACUUCUUCUUUUACCAGAUGAUGUCAAGAAAAUGGCUGAUUCUUGUCUUCAAUAUGUUCUGAACAAUCGUCAAAUCUGUACAAAACCAGUCUCAAUAUUGCAGGCCUUUCAAUUAUCUUUGUGUUGGACUGCUGCUUCUUUGCUAAAGCAUAAACUUGAUUUUGAAGCUUCCAUCAAGCUUGCAAAGCAGCAUUUGAAUUUCACCUGUAAGAAAGAAAUGGUGGAUGAAAUUUAUUCAAUGCUGUUGGGACUGAGAGAAGAGAUUUUAUCCCACAUUUGUGGCAUCAUUGAUUCUUCAAAAGCUCCUGAAUCAUCAAACCGGGUUUAUUCCUAUAGUGAAGUGGCACCGGUAGUUGAUUCAGCCAACAAAGAUACUCCGGAAAGUACUAAAGGAAUUCCAGAGUGUGAAAACCAGGAGGGGAACAUACAUCUGAUGCUACAGGAAGAAAAACAAAACCUUAAAGCAGCUAUGGAGAAAGAGAAGACUGAAUUUGAGAGAAGGGUUAAACUCCAGUGGGCAGCUAUUCGAUGUUGUUCUCCUAAUGAUGUGACGAGGAGCGAAAAACUCAAGCUUUUCACUAGUGAGUAUGAAAAAAGAGUACGAGAAUUAAACCGGCAGCAUGAAAUUCGUCUCAAGGAUCUUGAGGCCAAACAAUUAAAAUCUUUGCAGAAACCCAAUAUAGUUGAAGCCAUAUCAAGGCCAGGAUCCGAGGUUGGAUUAUCUAAGUCUCCUGACAAUUCUGUUGCAUUCCCAGCAGAUACUCUCUCUAAGCCUUGGAAUUCUAGAGAACAAUGUUCUGGUGGAGCCACAAGCGCAGAAGAUGAAGCACAAGGGAGUGAAAAAGUUAGUUGUGAAUCUCGUAAUGGAGAGAUAUGUGAUCAGGAAACAUCAGAUGUUCCCAAUGGAGAGGCAGCUCUUUCAAUGUGUAAAUUCAGCAAUCUGAAUGAUGAUCAAGAUGAAGUUCCUCCUUCCUUCAAUUCACAAUCAUCUUCAGAGCAUGUCCCAUGUUUACCUACCACUAGCAUGGUAAGUUGUAAGGAAGCUACAGUAGCUGAUGAGAGCAAUGUUUCAAUAAAUGUGGAGACUCCAAAUUUGCCUUCAUCUGAUGAAGGAAUUGCUUCUUUGAAUUUAAGAUCACCUAAAAACCAUGCCUAUAGUCUAAAUGAAUUGUGUUUGCAAAGUUCUGAGAAAUCUGCACAAACUUGCAAGGCUGUUGAAGGCAAUGGUUCAAACAAUGCUGUGUCUCAGAAUUCACGUUUAAUUGACGAGAGAAUUGCUGCUGGCACCACAGUAGGUGUCCCAGAUAGAGAAGCACAUGUGGACAUGCUCGGGACUGUCAGUGACAGUCAUUGUCCAGAAAAUAUUACUGCUGUGAAUCCCUCUUCAUCCAUGCAGCAAAUACCCGAUGGUGUUGUCAAUGUCUUGGAUUUAGAAGAGUUGUAUAGACCAUGUGUAACUGAUGGUAAUGCUAUUACUAUCUUAAAUCAACCUUCGUCAGAGAAACAAAAUCAUGAUGGAUUCUCAUCAUCAACUAUACCUGCUGGAGAAAUCACAAUUGAAGUACCCGAAACUGCUUUAGAGGCCUCAAUAGUUGUAUCAGAUAGGGAAUUGUCUGUGGAAAUUCUUUCGUCACCCCUGAAUCAAACAUCUGUUGGAGCUUUCGGUCAAAGCGAUACAACUCCCCUUCCAACCACACCCUCUUUACCACAACAAAUUCCUGAUGCAAUAUUGCCCUGCAUGCCUGAUGGACAAAUUUCAGCAGAAGUGUCGGAAACUAACCAUGAGGUGACUGAAUGUCAGUUGACAGAAACAGUCAAUACAAGUACCACAUCAGACCAGCAGGAAGGAGUGGUAACCAUGACAGAGAACACUUCGGUCCAGGAGACUUCAAUAUCUAGACCUGUUGAUAUCACGGAGCCUCUGGAACAAUCGCAGCCAACAUCAUCUGUACAGUCCCUACCAGACACUGAUAGAGCGAGAGAAGUGCAGAACUCUUUGGUGUCUGGUCCAGUUGAUAUUGUACUAGAUAAUCAAUCCGAUAAUUCUUCACAGGUUGUUGAGCCUCAAGAGCAGGUGCAGCAGUUACCUGCUCUUGAGCUACUUCCUUCCAACCAGGAUCUGUCUCACUUGCCUUUGGCAGCGGGGGUCGAACAUCAGCAAACUAAUGGAGAUACUGUCCACAGCCAUCAUCUUGAGUCAUCAAGUGAAGUUUCAAAUGAAGCUGUAGGGCAGCAAUCCUCUACUUCGGAACUUGUUUCACACUCACAUCAAGAUGUGCAAACAGCCUCGAAUCUGGGCCUUGUUUCAUCUAUACCUGGUGGAGUGAGAGCACAAUCUUCAGACUCAAGAAACUUAUCCACAUCCUCAGGGGUCAAUACUCUUCACAUUCAAACUGCGGGCACAUCAGCUUCUGGGAUUGUUCCACCUAUAAGCCGUGAUCCACUUAAAAAUGAAUUGGACAGAAUACGUAGACUUGGAGAGAAAAAUAUGAAGAAUCAUGAAGAUGCGGUUAGCUUCUGGUUUACAUAUUGAUUUGAUUAUGUUAUUAUA
Arachis duranensis is the source of this 4143-nucleotide messenger RNA. Its product is annotated as helicase protein MOM1. Gene Ontology annotation, biological process: heterochromatin formation. NCBI's taxonomy places the organism in Eukaryota, Viridiplantae, Streptophyta, Magnoliopsida, Fabales, Fabaceae. The record is from RefSeq and is a predicted model, not a curated record. The transcript is spliced from 6 exons. Bases 358 to 4125 code for a protein of 1255 amino acids.